AUGUCGGUGGUGCUGCUAGCUGCGGUGGCCUGCAUUCAGCUCCGUCCUUAUCAAAUAGAAGGUGUAAAGUGGCUGGUGCAAUGCCACGAAGUCCAGCAUGGCUGUAUCCUGGGAGAUGAGAUGGGUCUUGGGAAGACUUGUCAGACUAUUUCUCUACUUCUUUAUUUGACAAAAAAAAUAACUGACAAGGAGAGAUUUCUGAUACUUUGUCCCCUGUCUGUUCUGAGCAACUGGAAGGAGGAAUUGGAGAGGUUUGCUCCAGGUCUUUCCUUUGUGACAUACAUAGGCAACAAGGAGGAACGACCCAAACUGCAGCAGAACAUGAAAGAGCAAUCUCACUUCCCUGUGCUUUUGACAACCUACGAGAUCUGUCUGAAAGAUGCAGCAUUUCUAAAAUCAUUUAACUGGGCUGCCUUGGUUGUGGAUGAAGCUCACAGACUGAAAAAUCAAAGUUCUCUGCUUUACAAGACGCUUUCUGAGUUCUCAGUAGGCUUCACCCUGCUACUCACAGGCACUCCAAUCCAGAACAGCCUCCAGGAACUGUACUCCUUACUCAGCCUUAUUGAGCCUGAUAUCUUUCCUAGGGAAGAAGUGAAGGAGUUUGUUGAGUAUUACCAAGGGAUUGAAAAGGAGAGUGAGCCAGCCAAAGAAUUGCACAGUCUUCUGCAGCCAUUUUUGCUUCGAAGAGUCAAAUCUGAGGUGGCUGCUGAGCUGCCAAAGAAGGUGGAAGUGGUUCUGUACCAUGGAAUGUCAGCUCUGCAGAGGAAAUACUACAAGGCCAUUUUGACUAAAGAUCUAGAUGCAUUUGAAAGUGAAACAGGAAGGAAGGUUACACUUCAGAAUGUCUUAAUUCAGCUUCGGAAGUGUGUUGCCCACCCGUACCUUUUCAAUGGUGUUGAGCCAGAACCCUUUGAGAUUGGAGACCAUAUUGUUGAAGCCAGUGGCAAGAUGUGCUUGUUGGAUAAGCUCCUUUCAUUCUUGUAUGCUGGUGGCCACCGUGUCUUGCUCUUUUCUCAGAUGACUCAACUGCUUGAUAUCCUGCAAGAUUACAUGGACUAUAGAGGUGGAGUUGGCAUGAACCUUACAGCAGCAGAUACAGUUAUUUUUACUGAUAGUGAUUUUAACCCACAAAAUGACCUACAAGCAAUAGCAAGAGCUCACCGGAUUGGACAGCACAAGCCUGUAAAAAUUAUCCGCUUGAUUGGGCGAGAUACAGUUGAAGAAAUAAUCUACCGAAGAGCUGCUUCUAAACUCCAGCUGACAAAUGCCAUUGUAGAAGGGGGUCAUUUUGCUCUGGGAGCACCCAAGCCUCAGGGAGCAGCAGAGUUACAGCUGAGUGAAAUCUUGAAAUUUGGCCUGGAUAAAUUGCUGUCCUCUGAGGGGAGUACUAUACAAGAUGUGGAGCUAGAAAACAUCCUUGGAGAGACAAAAGGAGGGAAGUGGGUAAUGGAUGUUGUGCUACCAUGUGAAGAAGAGACUGAAGAGGACACAGAGAAUCACAUGUAUGUAUAUGAAGGCAAAGAUUAUUCAAAAGAACCCAGCAGAGAAGACAAAAAAGCAUUUGACCAGCUUUUGGAUCUUCAAAAAGCCUUGACUGAAGAGGCCAGUAAGGAAGGGAGAGCUCUCCGGAACAAAGCAAACGCACUUCUCACAGGCCUUCGUGAGCAGCCAAGCAGGAGGAAGCACUUGCUGAGCACAGAGGAGCUGGAGGCUAGGAGGAAGAAGCGCCAAGAAGCAGCAGCAAAGAGAGCAAAGCUCAUGGAGGAAAAGAAGAAGGCAAAAGCAGAGGCAGAACACAAGAAAAAGAUGGCUUGGUGGGAGGCAAAUCAUUACACAUCUGUGUGCCUUCCUUCUGAGGAAAGUGACUCUGAGGAAGACUUUGAGAAGGAUGAGGCUCGGCUGAAUGUGGAUUUAGAUUACAAAGAUGCAGACCUGAACUGUAUCAAAUAUGUCAUGGGAGAUGUCACCUACCCGAAAGCAGAAGAGGAGGAUGCCAUCAUUGUCCACUGCCUAGAUGACUCUGGCCACUGGGGAAGGGGUGGUUUAUUUACAGCUCUGGAGGCUCGUUCUUAUCAGCCAAGGAAAAUAUAUGAGAUGGCAGGAAAGAUGAAAGACCUGGAGUUAGGAGGAACCCUGUUAUUUCCCAUUGAUGAUAAGAAGUCCAGGAAAAAAGGACAAGACUUGUUGGCCUUGAUUGUGGCUCAGCACCGGGAUCGGUCCAACAACUUGUCUGGCAUUAAGCUGUCUGCUUUGGAAAAGGGCCUGAAGAAAAUUUAUUUAGCAGCCAAGAAAAGGAAUGCAACAGUACAUCUGCCACGUAUUGGGUAUGCAACAAAAGGUUUCAACUGGUACGGUACCGAGCGGCUCAUCCGAAAAUAUUUGGCAACACGGGGCAUCCCCACUCUUAUAUACUACUUCCCUAGGAAUAAAGGCACUUCCUCUGCUUCAUCAGCAUAUUCAUCUUCAAUGACAGUCUCAAAGCCAUGA
Chaetura pelagica (chimney swift) is the source of this 2487-nucleotide messenger RNA. RefSeq names its product chromodomain helicase DNA binding protein 1-like (gene CHD1L). The coding region runs from base 1 to 2487 and encodes 828 amino acids. Gene Ontology annotation, biological process: DNA repair; chromatin remodeling. The transcript is spliced from 22 exons. NCBI's taxonomy places the organism in Eukaryota, Metazoa, Chordata, Aves, Apodiformes, Apodidae. The record is from RefSeq and is a predicted model, not a curated record. Gene Ontology annotation, cellular component: nucleus. Gene Ontology annotation, molecular function: ATP binding; ATP-dependent chromatin remodeler activity; DNA helicase activity.